Messenger RNA from Aspergillus tanneri, 750 nucleotides. Its product is annotated as gamma-glutamylcyclotransferase. The record is from RefSeq and is a predicted model, not a curated record. Gene Ontology annotation, biological process: glutathione catabolic process. The coding region runs from base 1 to 750 and encodes 249 amino acids. Gene Ontology annotation, cellular component: cytoplasm. The transcript has 4 exons. NCBI's taxonomy places the organism in Eukaryota, Fungi, Ascomycota, Eurotiomycetes, Eurotiales, Aspergillaceae. Gene Ontology annotation, molecular function: glutathione specific gamma-glutamylcyclotransferase activity; gamma-glutamylcyclotransferase activity.
AUGGUCAUAAGCACAGAAGGCCGCCAACCGGACGGUCGAACGUGGCGCAACUACUUCCCAGACGGUGAUCUAUGGUCUAUACAAGAACAAGAGCUAACAUAUGAAAAGGAGCCUGAUCUGGAAGCCACCUCCACAUUAUGCACUGACCAUCGAGGUACUCCAGAAAAGCCAGGACGUGUGGUAACUGUAAUUGAACGAGAAUUCUGGGAGACUUUAAACGAUCCGCAAGCACACCAUGAAACCUCCAGCUCAUCGACAUCCCGAGUCUGGGGCGCAGCGUAUCAUAUCCCCGCUUCCCACGCCGAGGAAGUCCACGACUAUCUUGAUGAGCGCGAAAUAGACGGCUACUCGGUGCACUACACCCCCUUUCACUCCUUUGAGUCAACAGAAGCAUCUGGACAUGGCCCGGUGCCUUCAAAAUCCAUCACUUGUAUGGUUUAUAUUGGUCAGCCGACAAACCCGCAGUUCUUGCGCGACCCUGCUCGUAGGGAGCCCCAGGACGUGGCUGAGGUGAUCAGUCAUGGUAUGGGCCAGAGUGGCAAGAAUACGGAGUAUCUUUAUCUAUUGGAGAAGGCACUUGAGAGCGUGGGGCUGGGAAGUGCCGAUGGACAUGUCACGGACUUGGUUGAGAGGGUGAAAGCGAUUGAAAAUGAGGACGAAGUGGCACGAGAAGAGGAGGCGGCCCAAAGAAAUUUAGAAAAAUCUCUUGGUCAAUCCGAGAAGGCCCAUCGGAAUGUCGCAAGUGAAUAG